Messenger RNA from Kockovaella imperatae, 1433 nucleotides. RefSeq lists its product as hypothetical. The transcript has 4 exons. NCBI's taxonomy places the organism in Eukaryota, Fungi, Basidiomycota, Tremellomycetes, Tremellales, Cuniculitremaceae. Gene Ontology annotation, cellular component: eukaryotic translation initiation factor 3 complex; cytoplasm. Bases 85 to 1254 code for a protein of 389 amino acids. The record is from RefSeq and is a predicted model, not a curated record. Gene Ontology annotation, molecular function: translation initiation factor activity.
CUCUCUAUUGUCGCGAUCAGGACCAGGUGUGGGUCGACGAUAACCGUGUUGGACUCCUGAGCAGCUCAUCAUAUACGACACACGAUGAGCGGUGCAAAAUCUAUGGCCGCGGCCUUGUCCGCGUCUUUACCGGCUCCUGUCCGUGCAAAGACUCCUCAGCCCGUCCAACAGAGCAACGAAGCCAAAGUUCCUCAACGGAUGGAAGGCGUCUUGGAUGUCGAAGCGGAGAGGGACAUUGAGAGUGUCAAGCUCAACUCUUUGGUAUUCCUCAAAAUGAUGAAACACUCUACCGACAAUUUGCCUCCUCCUCCUUCUGCGAGCUUUCAACAGGAUCGAAAUGCUCCUCCUCCGACUGCUCUAUCAUCUCAUCCCGAUGCUACAGGUAUAUUGCUCGGUCUAGACCUUGACGGAGUAAUGGAAGUCGAAGACUGUUUUGCCUUACCGGCCGGUGAAACAUCCCUCGGAGCCAACUCGUAUUCCUCUCGUCUGGUUGCUCAUCUUCGGAGCGUUCAAACACCCGAUUCGGCCGUUGGAAUCUACCUGUCAACGCACAAUGGUGGUUUCGCAACCCGCGCUGCCAUCGACCUUUUGAUAUCGAUUGAGCGCAUUACAAAACGUGGACGAGCCGUCUUGGUCAUUCAUGACCAAUCUGCAGCUCCUGCUGGUGAUCUCAGUGUCAGAGCAUACCGUUUGAGUGAAGGCGCUUGGGAGGCUGCUAAGACUGCCAAAUGGGACACUGCGGUUCUGUCUGAGAACAAAAUCACAGCUGCCAACAUGCUCUCUCCUCUUCCCGUGACCAUCUCGACUCCCUCUCUUCUCAACGCUCUCCUCGCCACCCUCACAGCCCCAGCAUCUACUUCCUCCUCCUCUUCCGUCCUUGGCGAGCCUCGCUCACCCUUUCCACCGACAUUCUCGGCUCUCACAAAUCCCUUGCCCGCAUCCCUCCCGUCCUACCUUUCCGACACCCUCGACGCUCUCACUCUGCAUUCCCACGAGGCCAACAAUGUGGCGUAUCUUGUUCGUCAGAUUGGUCGAGAAAAGGCAAAGCACGAGCAGACGAUCAAGGAUCGCGAAGAGGAGAAUUUGAGAAGGAGAAAACAGGGCUUGUCAGAGCUGCCACCGGUCGGUGAGAUGCGGGGCGGUAUCAAAGAUCCCAACAGGUUGGAAUUGUUGUGCCUUCAAGGUCAAGUGGAUGGAUUGGCCAAAGGCAUGAGCGCGGAAGCUGGCAAGGGUUUGGUCAGGUGUUACCUGUAAGAUAGAUUUCGUAUGCAGUCGAAUUGCAGCGCUGGCUGGCUGUGGAUACUGGAUAUAGAUACGGAUGUAGCUGUGAGAUUUGCGAAACUGUCAGGCAUCGGCCCGGCUUGUUCGGAGACGCCGCCAAUUCGGAAUGGACUGAUUUUUUUUAUUUUUCCAAAAUCAAUCCGAAGAUUAUC